Molecule: messenger RNA, 6809 nt
Organism: Xyrichtys novacula (pearly razorfish)
Lineage: Eukaryota; Metazoa; Chordata; Actinopteri; Labriformes; Labridae
Source: the annotation of a GenBank genome assembly
GGGUUGCUGUUUGGGUGGCUGAAGGUCUUUCUGUGGAUCCAUUCUCGUCCCUAUGAAGUCAGGAGAAGAUCUGUGAGUAAACUUAGAGCAUGCUAACACAGAGACAGCGUGGCUGUACCGACAGGAUGAGGCAAAACCACCGUAACCAGCACAUAAAGUAAAUCACCAAGUAUAUCGAGAAACUUUAAAAGCAGUUUACACAAAGUGAGGAUGAUAUACAUAUGAGAAUAGUUUAAAGAAAGAGGUCUCACCGUUUCAACAAGAGAAAUGUGUACUGUUUAUUUCUCUGCUAGCGCCGCAUACUCCCUCAGCGCAUGCGUACACCUCUCAGAGACUCUUCAGUAAAGUGAUUUGUGAUUGGUCAGAAUGAUCGGUGUCAUUUUUUGUGCGUAUUUCAUUUUUAAUUCAGACUGAGAUAUAAAUUAAAAACAAAACAGCAGACAUUAUUUAAAUUAAGAAUAAUUCAUGUUAUAAAAUGGCAGGUUUAUAUAUUGAAUAUGUAUUUACUAUUAAUUUAUCUAUUGCACUCCAGGACAGUAGGUGGCGCGGUGGAGAGCCCACCAUGAAACGGUCAUCACUCACUCAGCUGGCCCUCUAUGAGUUUGGAUCAGCAAAGACUCCGGCGAUAAUGCUCACAUUUUGACCAUUUGACACUAAACUGUCGUAGCCGAAAACUCUUACAGAGUCCGUUUGUUUUUUUCGAGGGUUUUCAGCAUGGAGCCGACUGCGCCUAAGAGGUUUGUGUCCAUUUAAGUGUAAAAAACCUGGUUAUAAUGAAGUGAAAUAGCUAGCUGACAUGCUAACGGAGGCGGUUUCUGUCGACGCUGGUUCUAAACUUUCUUAACUUCACACUUCUCUGACAAACUUCGUCACGAUGGGUUCGCUGUUUAAGAAAACCAUCUUGUUAAAGAUCACAAACUCAUCUCUUUAGGACUCUAUGCUGUGUAAUAUUGCGUAAGAUGAGAGCGGCAUCCCAUAUCAGCCUACAUGAUCAAGGAGCUGAUAUUUAGAUUUAGUUUAAUGUGAUUGUUUCUGUCAAUUCGCUAUAAUAACAGUUAUAAAUUAUGGAGUUAUUCAUUAUUUCAGAAGUAUUAUGCAGCUACCUCAUCAAAAGGCAAAGCAAAUUUUCCUGGCUUAUAAACAGAAGUUAUACAAACUCAUUGAGGUUUCUCACUUCAUGUCAACUUUUUAACAGUUUCUGUGAUCACAUAAUUUCCACCUUUUUAUUAAUAAUUGUGAAGACUAACUAACUCCUGCGUGACUGAAAAGACUCCAAAUUUCUGCAGUACUUUCGUUUGUCAUCUUGUUUAAAGGGAUAUUCCGACGUAAAAUUAAUUUAGGGUCAAACACUGCAUAACACUGGGUUAAAAAACCCCUCCAGAGAUGAAUGUUGCCGACCGCUUGCUUUUCUAGUUAUACCAACUUUAGUAAUGACCGCACGAUAGCAAUACACAGCAGUAAACAAGCCAUAAACAAACCUCAACCAAAACGCAAAAAGCCACUCUAUAGCCACAAAUAAUGCUAAGCAACAUUCAUCUCUCGAGGGGGUGUCUAACUCGGUGUUAUGGUGUGUUUAACCCUAAUUUAAUUUUACGACGGAAUAUCCCUUUAAGGAUGAAUGAUCUGAACAGGUGAAGAAAUAUUAUGUUCCAUUUUUGCAGCAAACUGAAGAAGCUGAGUGAAGAUAGUUUAACCAAACAACCAGAGGAAGUGUUUGAUGUCCUAGAGAAACUCGGCGAAGGGUAAGAAUUAACCGUCAUCUAACAGUCUGAACUUGUUUUGAACACAUUUAUAAUUAAAAUCCAUGAAACACGUUAUGGAGAAGUUGUGACUGAAAUUUUGCGUGUGUGUUUCUUAGUUCUUAUGGCAGUGUGUUCAAAGCCAUUCAUAAGGAGUCAGGCCAGGUGGUGGCCAUCAAGCAGGUUCCUGUGGAGUCUGACCUGCAGGAGAUCAUCAAGGAGAUCUCCAUUAUGCAGCAAUGUGACAGGUUAGAGAAGACCAGAUUCCUCACACCCUAAAAACUAUCUCUAUGUGUUUUGAUAAUAGAACAUGUUCAACAUUGUUCGGUGAAGCUCUCUGUCUGAAUCAACUGGAGUUUUCUCACUUCAGUUGUUGUGUGUUUGUAACGAAACUUUUAACUUCUUUAAUAUCCUCCCUGUUCUGCAUUUCAUGGCAGCCCUUAUGUAGUAAAGUACUACGGCAGCUACUUCAAGAACACUGACCUGUGGAUUGUUAUGGAGUACUGUGGAGCCGGCUCCGUCUCUGACAUCAUCAGACUACGCAACAAAACGGUGGGUACCCCCAGAGAACUAUGGUUUAUUACAUUAACGGGUGACUGAGCUUUUCAUGAGGAAUAUGCAGGCUGAAAUAUAUGUAGUAUAUUUAAUCAUCUUUUUGUUUUUGUUUUUUGUUUUUUUUUAUGCUCACUCCAGUUGACAGAGGAUGAGAUCGCCACUAUCCUGAAGUCAACACUAAAGGGUCUUGAAUACCUGCACUUCAUGAGGAAGAUUCACCGAGAUAUCAAGGCAGGAAACAUCCUCCUCAACACAGAAGGACACGCCAAACUGGCAGACUUUGGAGUUGCUGGACAACUGACGGUAACAUUAUUUCACUGGUUUGUGGGCUGGUUGCUUGAUUUGGGAAUCUGAAAUCCCUCAAGUUCAGAAGAUGAAACCAGCAUUGUUUUUGUCUAUUUAGGACACCAUGGCUAAGAGAAACACUGUGAUCGGUACUCCAUUCUGGAUGGCCCCAGAGGUGAUCCAGGAGAUUGGUUAUAACUGUGUGGCUGACAUCUGGUCUCUGGGCAUCACAUCUAUAGAAAUGGCAGAAGGCAAACCCCCCUAUGCUGACAUCCAUCCCAUGAGAGUGAGUUUGAAUGUUUCUAUUUCUCUUUUGGAAAAGUGUGAGUUUAAACCCACCGCUUAGUUGCUAAGGAAAAAAAGCAGCUUACAUGUUCAUAAUGUCCUGCUUCCUUCUGUUUCUCCUCCUUCAAGGCUAUCUUCAUGAUCCCUACCAACCCUCCUCCAACAUUCAGAAAGCCAGAGCUUUGGUCAGAUGAAUUCACAGACUUUGUGAAGAAAUGCUUGGUCAAAAAUCCAGAGCAGAGAGCAACUGCGACACAGCUCUUACAGGUUGGACAAAGGAUUCAAACAGAUAUGUCAUGUGACUGAAAAACACUGAUGCCUGAGAUAAACUUUGCCUCAGGGAUUCUCAACAAAGAUCAGUGUUUGGCCACAAAUCAGAUUUUUUCUGCUUUUGUUUAUGUCCAGCACCCAUUCAUCAGCCAAGCCAAGCCGGUUACAAUCCUGAGGGACCUCAUCACAGAGGCCAUGGAGAUGAAAGCCAAGAGGCAGCAGGAGCAGCAGAGAGAGCUCGAGGAGGAGGAGGACAACUCUGUGCGUAUGCUGACACGACAACAAAGUUCAGUUUUACCUCGACAUGUCGAGCUGAUCAAAAUGUCUCGUGUUUUCUAGGAGGAGGAGACAGAGGUAGACUCUCACACAAUGGUUAAGUCCGGCUCAGAGGGGGCAGGAACCAUGAGGGCCACCAGCACUAUGAGCGACGGGGCACAGACCAUGAUCGAACACGGCAGCACCAUGCUGGAGUCCGACCUUGGCACUAUGGUCAUCAACAGUGAUGAUGAUGACGAGGAGGAGGAAGAUCAGGGAUCAAUGAGGAGUAAGAAAACCAAUCAUAUAACUCACAAGGGUCUGUACUUAAGUCAGAAUAGUUGGUCUAAUCAUGUUUGUUCGUUGGAUAUGAUGUUAAAUUUGUUAUUUUUUGUUUGUUUGAGUUUGAGAAUCCUACAAAUGACAUCAGUUUGAGCGUACGGGCCUCAGUUUAACAGUUUUAACAAAACCCCUUUCCUCCUCUUUAGGGCAUGCCACCCCCCAGCAGCCGAUUCGUCCAUCCUUCAUGGAUUAUUUUGACAAGCAGGACUCCAACAAGGCCGCUCAGCAGCAGGAGAACUACAACCACAACCAGCCACAGGAGCAGCCCGGCUACCACAUCCAGUCCAAAAACGUCUUCCCUGACAACUGGAAGGUGCCUCAGGACGGGGACUUUGACUUUGUGAGUAACAUCUUCCAGCUCCAGUGGUUAAAAAAAGAAAAACAGAAGCAGCGCUCGUGUUGUCCACAACAGAAACUAACCAUGAUUCAUCAUUUCCCCUUGUUGUACGUGUGUUUUUCAAUCACUAGUUGAAGAACCUGGACUUUGAGGAGCUGCAAAUGCGACUGAGCGCUUUGGACCCCAUGAUGGAGCGAGAGAUCGAGGAGCUCAGGCAGCGCUACACCGCCAAGAGGCAGCCCAUCCUGGAUGCCAUGGAUGCAAAAAAGAGAAGACAACAGAACUUCUGAGAGUGUCUUCUCCCCCCGGUCCCUGUUCUGUAAGCCAAUAUUACCAGAAAACUUGAGUUCCCGCUGACCCAGAGGAAAUAAGAUGACCUUGUUGUCUCUGUUGGAAGUCCACUGCUGUUCUGGCUGUCUGCUAAUUACCCUCUUCAUGAAGUUACAGGCUUCUUCUAUCCUCCAUUUGUGCUCUGGGAAUCUACACUCAUCUGCCUUUUUCUCCAUGGUAUAUCUGGAUGCUGUUCCUCCACUUUAAAUCUCAGAUUUUUUUUCACCUGUUCAUGCAUAGUUGCUCUCCAGUGCAUGAUAAUCAAGACUGCAACAAAAACUAGAACUCAGACUAUUGUUGCAGUGUAACCCCCUCUUUUUUUUAGAUGAAACGACAUUUUCUGCACCCAGAAAACCUUCAGGGAAACUUCAUCACCACAUACGGAAGCCUGUCCCUUUGCAGCAGCAGCAGCAGCAGCAGCAGCAGUUCAACCAGCAGCUUAAUGACAAGUGGUCUUUCAUUCUCAGACUUCCGUGUAAAUAGAAAUAUAGAGCCUAGUUUGAAAAUACCUUUGAGAAAAAGCUGUGGAGGCCUGUCCAUGACCAAAGACAAUCAAAAUUAUGUUGAUAAGUUGAGAAUGCCUUAAAUAUUGAAACCUGGUUAUACAAAUUUCCUCUUUUGGAAAUGGAUCUGUAAUCAGAGAAGGAAACCUGCAAAAAGUGAAAAAAAGCAAAAUAGGGAGAUGUAGGUGAACAGACCAUGCAUGGUUUUAAUAGUUGGCCAAUCUGCAAAUUCUGAAUCUUAUCAAAAGUCUUCUUCAUCUUUAAUUUUCUUUUUUAAAAGCAUCUUUUGGUUUUUUUUUAACAUUCCUUGGCCUGUCUCCAUCUCUUAUAGUGCCUCAUUGACACACACUCCCUGACCAGCAAUCAUUAAAAUGAAAAAUCAGAGCUUUAACUGAACAAAAGGAUGUGGAUUAAGACCUGAAUUAUUCCCAAACUGAAACUACAUCUAUUUAAAUGAAAGCAUUCCAAAAUACUGAACAAGUUUUCUUUUACAUCUUUGUCAGAAUUAUUGUUUUUCUUUUGCACCAAGUUAUGAUAGACCUCACGCAGAUUAAAAUAAGACAGUCUACAGCAUUAUUAAUAGAUGUGAAGUCAUCUUUUACCAAGAGCUGUGAAGGAAACAACAGCUGAGAUGAUUCAGUAGCCUGGCACAGCAGAUCAUAGAAACAGUUUCGUAGUUUGGAAAUUGGAUGAUGAAUUUUGCUGCAAAUUUUCCUGCAGCCUAUAUUCUUGUUUCCUUGAUAGUAAAGGAGAGUGGGCUUGUUGUUGUGUUAUUAAUGAAGGAGUAAAGCUUUACUGUCAUCCUGCUCUGAAUAAUUGUCACCAAGUACUUUAUAACAACAACUUCCUAAUUGUUGUUUUUGUUUUGUUUUCAUCCCCAAAUUAUGAAUUUUGGCAAUUAUACCUACUUAUGAAUGUGAACAUGUAAACUAAGUGACAAGCUAAGAAAAACAAUCUCUCAAUGAAGGAAAAAAACGGAUCCGUGAACAUAACAUUUGAUGUUAUAUCCUUAUUAGUAAUGACUCAAUGAAUGAACUUUGUUGAACUUAAAAUACUUGUAAAACACUCACAGGUUGCUGUUACACAUGAAUGUUAAUAUGCAGAGUUGUUGGCACGGUGACGCCCAUAUCCUUUGCAUAUUAAUCUAUCAUUUUAAUAAUCAUGUAGUUUUAAUUAAGACCUGUUACACUGUCUUCUGUAAUCAAUACUGAGCCGGUGUUUGAACCACCAGAAUCAAAAUAUAACUACAAUCAGUGCUGUCAAAUUUUAAUCGAUCAUGCCUGUUUUUUAAUUUUGUCUUUUUGUUUUUUGUUUCCAUAUGUUACAUCACAGAAAUCAUUAACACUCUCGCCCUGAACUGUUCUCAUCAGUUACGUCUGUAUAUCAUCACUCGCACGCAUCACAUCUUAUUUAUUAAAUGUGUUUGAUUUAUUUUUAUUUUUGUGACACUGGUUAAAAUAUGGUAGCUGAUUUGGCUGUUAAUAUUUUCUCCACAUGUAUUGAGUACAAUGGCUUGAUUUCCAUGUGUUCUAGACUAUGCAUGUCGAUAACUAAUUAUGUUUGCUAUUUAGUGGAAUGCUAUUAUUGUAUUAACUGCAGGUAAGAGUACUGUUAAUGUGGAAGCUGCUUUAACAGCUUUAACAAAAACUAUUUGCUCUGUACGAUUUAAAAAAGCCCUGACGUUAAGGCUCUGCCAUGAUAUGUAUAGUUAUAAAUUUGAAAUCUUUUUUGACAUAUAGCUAUAUGAUUUGUUCCAUUAUUUCAUUUUUCUGCUUUAUAACGCCUUGAGGGAGUAGAGUGGAAUGUAAGCAUCUAUGUUUAAACCACUUAAUUUAUUAUAUUUUGUUUGUAAUACUUUAUAACGUUUUGAAAAAGUGAAAAAUAAAAUUUACUUAUGGUUAACCAUAA